UAUUGCUGCAGUGCAAUGCUCCAAUUUGAGCAGUCUCGUAUAUAUUCAGUACAACAGCAACGAGAAAAGCUGCGCUUCUUUUUACUCCUUACAACUUUUCCCUUCUCACACACACAUCACGCACUGGUCUGGCUCCCUUCUCCUUCAUCGCUUCUUCUCACUCGGUUUUGGAGUACUGGGAUGAUCGCUUUGCGACGUCGAAACCGGGAUCCUGUAGCUGUGUUUAAUUCAUGGAAUAGUUUUACUUGUGUUCAUUGAGAGAGAGUAUCUGCGGAGGAAGUUGGGGUUGGCCCUUGUGAUUAAUUGCGUGAAAAACUGUCUAAGGAAAUGAAAUUUGGAUUCAAGUUUAAGAGGAAAGGCUUUUAGCUGCCCUUUUUCUUUCUCUUCCUGGUAUAAAGAAAUUAUUCAGAAUUUUGUUUCAUGUUUUCCCUAUGUAGAAUUGAAGAGGCCGUUUGUACGAAUUUAGUUGGUGGGGUUAAUGGAGAAAGGCGGAGCAAUGUUUGCGUGAUUCUGUGUUUUAGCAAUGACACCUCAGUUGUUUUGGCUUGAGACUUUAGAUGUGUGGUUUGGAAGCUUUGUGAUUAAUUAUUUUGCUGGACAAGAUAAAACUAUGAAUCGAAGCAUUUCAAGCUACAUUCUAAUUGGAAUUUCUUUGAAUUUAUUGAAGUAACUUCAUUUUCUGAUAUGGCAGAGACUUUGAAUUCAAGAAUCAGAAAAAAUGAAAAACAUUGGAAAGAUGGGAAUUCACUACUUGCAGAGGCUGAAAGCUGCAAAUGUUCCAAAUGACUUGAUAGAGAAAGGUCAAAAUCGUGUUAUUGAGGCAUCCCUGACACUUAUCCGUGAGAGAGCAAAACUCAAGGGUGAACUAUUGAGAGCUUUGGGAGGUGUGGUGGCAUCAUCAUCUCUUCUUGGAGUUCCUAUUGGACACAACUCUUCAUUUCUCCAGGGGCCUGCUUUUGCACCUCCCCGUAUAAGAGAGGCCAUCUGGUGUGGAAGCACAAAUCCCAGCACUGAAGAAGGUAAAGAGGUGGACGACCCACGAGUCCUAACUGAUGCUGGUGAUCUGCCGGUUCAGGAGUUACGAGAUUGUGGAGUAGAUGAUGACAGAUUAAUGAGUAUCAUAAGCGAAUCUGUGAAGCUAGUGAUGGAACAAGAACCAUUGCGGCCAUUGGUUCUAGGGGGCGACCACUCUAUUUCAUUUCCAGUGGUGAGAGCAGUGUCUGAGAAGCUGGGAGGACCAGUUGAUAUUCUUCACCUUGAUGCUCAUCCUGAUAUUUAUCAUGCUUUUGAGGGAAAUAAAUAUUCUCAUGCAUCUUCUUUUGCAAGAAUUAUGGAGGGGGGUUAUGCUCGGCGACUAUUGCAGGUUGGAAUCAGAUCAAUAAACCCUGAAGGCCGUGAACAGGGGAAACGGUUUGGUGUGGAGCAAUAUGAAAUGAGAACAUUUUCCAGGGAUAGACAGCUGUUAGAGAAUCUGAAACUUGGUGAAGGCGUAAAAGGUGUCUAUAUCUCUGUAGAUGUGGACUGUCUUGAUCCAGCAUUUGCUCCUGGAGUAUCUCACAUUGAGCCAGGAGGCCUCUCUUUCCGUGAUGUUCUGAACAUACUUCACAACCUUAAAGGCGAUGUUGUUGCUGCAGAUGUUGUUGAGUUCAACCCACAACGAGACACUGUUGAUGGGAUGACUGCAAUGGUUGCUGCUAAACUAGUGAGAGAAUUGACUGCCAAGAUAUCAAAAUGAAUGGAUCCAAUCAUCCCACAUAAUUGCGUCUCAUAUUUAGUGGUCGUUAUGAUUCUACAGAAUUCUAGUGGAGAAAGUAGGAUGUUAACAAUUUAUUCCGUGGUGGCUGCAAGAACCAGUUGAUUCCUAGUCUCUUGAGACGUGCCAGCUCGGAAAGAAAUGAGUUGCAAGUUCACUUUUAGAUUGAUAGUUUCCAGGGGCCAUGUAGCCUCAUUAUAUGCUUAAACACCUUUUUAGAUCUGAAAAGGAAAAUGAAAUGACAGUUCAGCUAUUGUAUUCAUAAAUGCCUGUAUUGUCAAAUAAAGUCAAAACCUGAUACUAUUUUUUAGUCGAUCA
Molecule: messenger RNA, 2071 nt
Organism: Sesamum indicum (sesame)
Lineage: Eukaryota; Viridiplantae; Streptophyta; Magnoliopsida; Lamiales; Pedaliaceae
Source: RefSeq, a predicted model, not a curated record